GGAUGACCGCCGGGUCUUACUUUGGCAUAUGGAAGAAGCCAUCCACUCAAGAGUUAAACCAGUUCAGCUGAAAGGGGAGCAUCACUCUAAUAUCUUCUGCCUAGCUUUCAACAGUGGCAAUACGAAAGUGUUCUCUGGAGGCAAUGAUGAGCAAGUUAUACUCCAUGAUGUUGAAAGCACUGAGACCUUGGAUGUGUUUGCCCAUGAAGAUGCAGUGUACGGCCUUUCAGUGAGCCCAGUAAAUGACAACAUCUUUGCCAGUUCAUCAGAUGAUGGCCGGGUUCUUAUUUGGGACAUCCGAGAGUCUUCCCAUGGAGAGCCCUUCUGCUUGGCACACUACCCAUCAGCCUUUCACAGUGUGAUGUUUAAUCCAGUAGAACCCAGAUUACUGGCUACUGCCAACUCUAAGGAAGGUGUGGGACUCUGGGAUAUUCGUAAACCUCAGAGUUCGCUGCUCCGCUAUGGUGGAAACCUCUCCCUUCAGAGUGCCAUGAGUGUCCGGUUCAACAGCAAUGGAACCCAGCUGCUGGCACUGCGUCGGCGCCUUCCCCCGGUCCUCUACGACAUCCACUGCCGGCUGCCUGUCUUCCAGUUUGACAACCAAGGGUACUUCAACUCAUGUACUAUGAAGAGCUGCUGUUUUGCAGGUGAUCGUGAUCAGUACAUUCUUUCGGGCUCUGAUGACUUCAAUUUGUAUAUGUGGAGGAUUCCUCCAGAUCCAGAAGCAGGUGGCAUUGGCAGGGUCGUCAAUGGUGCUUUUAUGGUAUUGAAAGGUCAUCGGUCAAUUGUAAACCAAGUCCGGUUUAAUCCUCACACUUACAUGAUCUGUUCUUCUGGCGUUGAAAAGAUUAUAAAGAUCUGGAGUCCUUACAAACAGCCUGACUGCACAGGGGAUCUGGAUGGUAGAAUUGAGGAUGAUUCGCGUUGCCUCUACACUCAUGAAGAGUACAUCAGUCUUGUGUUGAACAGUGGUAGUGGUUUGUCCCAUGAUUAUGCCAACCAGUCAGUCCAGGAGGAUCCACGGAUGAUGGCGUUCUUUGACUCCCUGGUGCGCCGGGAGAUCGAGGGCUGGAGUUCUGACUCGGACAGCGACCUCAGCGAGAGCACGAUCCUGCAGCUCCAUGCGGGAGUAAGUGAACGCUCCGCUUACAGUGAGUCGGAGUCCUCCGCCUCUUUGCAUCACUCCCCACCACAUGUGGCUGAAGAGUCUGAUGAAACUGCCUAUAACUUAAGGGCCUUAAGAUCAACUGAAUCCCCCUCAGCCAGAGAAGACGUGGCUUCCCGUCAGCAGAGGCUCUCUGCACUGAGAAAGUAUCAGGAUAAACGUCUCUUGGCCCUUUCCAAUGAGUCUGAUUCUGAUGACAACACCUGUGAGGCAGAACUAGAUACAGACCUUUUCCCAAGGCCACGGUCCCCGAGUCCUGAGGAGAACGAAUCCAGCAGUUCCAGCAGCAGCAGCAGUACAGAAGAUGAAGAAGAACUGAAUGAACGACGCACAUCUAUGAGGCAACGCAAUGCACUGAGGCGCCGACAGAAGGUGCAAAAGGACGAAAGGACUAGUACGAACACGGAGAAUGUGACCCCCUACAUAGGUGAGGAUAUCUAUGAUUACCCCCAGAUCAAAGUAGAUGAUCUGUCGUCUUCUCCAGCUUCUUCACCAGAAAGGAGUUCAGCCAACAAAGAAGUUCUCAAAGAAAGGACCUCUCCUUGUUCAGACAGUGAAUCAGUGGAGAGAAAGAUUUACAAAGCUUACAAAUGGCUUCAUUAUUCUUACAUAUCAUAUUCAGCUAGUAAAGAUGGUGAGUCCUCCAGAGGAGAUGGGGAGAAUGAUGAAGGGAAACCAGGAACUAGUGGAAGGCACAGUACAGCACACUCGCUAAAUAAGGAAGAUGCUAGGAACUUGAGUUCAGUAGUUCCUCAAGGUUCCCCAGCUCUUCCUACUGAAAGCUACAACAAAGAAACUUUAAAAGAAUGUGGCUUGAUAGAAAAUUCUAGUAAUGGUCAAGCUCAUGAACGUGACAAUCAGCGGCGGAUGGAGGGUCAAGAAAACACACCUGAAGACACUAGCAGUGGAGGUAUAGAGCAUUCUUUUGAGACUAAAAAGCUCAAUGGAAAAGCUAACUGCAAAGGGCUAAAUAGUUGUACUGAAGAACCAUCAUCAAGCCAUCACUCACUGGUCCCUCCGUUCUCCACUGUUGCCAUCUGUAGCAUGUCGGGUCACUGCUCCAGAAACCAGACUGAUGACAGUGAGGAGAGGAGCCUCGACAUCUCCUGCGUUAACCACAAUAACGGCCACUUGCAUCUUCGUCCCUCGUGCUUCAACAAUGGACAGAGUUUUGGAGAGCAGGAGGCUGUGACACAAGGACUACAGGUGCACUCAAAUGCUGAUAACGGCAACCUUGGACAGAUGGGUGUGACCUUGCACAAAGACUGCUGCCUGUCUGAAAUGGACUCCAACAGCUACAAUGUGAGCACGAGAGAGGAUACUGCUGACUUGCAUCCUGCGGGCAGUGAGAGUACUCAAUCUCUUGGAGGACUGAAAAGACACAGAGCGGAGUUGGAAGAUGCAGAUUCAGAGAGUUCAUCCUUAGAAAAGAAGUUAAAAACAUGA
Nipponia nippon (crested ibis) is the source of this 2611-nucleotide messenger RNA. NCBI's taxonomy places the organism in Eukaryota, Metazoa, Chordata, Aves, Pelecaniformes, Threskiornithidae. The record is from RefSeq and is a predicted model, not a curated record.